CACCAAUAACUCAAGCUAAAAGAAAACUUUAUGUUCUCUACUUCUUAAUUUCCUUUUCCACUUAGCCAAAAACAAAAGGAAAACGAUCAUGAAGGUGAAAAUAGAAAGUUCAAGAAUCAUUAAGCCUUCCUAUGAACAUACCCCUCCUCCAACAACAAGCCACAUUCCCCUUAGUGUCUUUGAUAAGAUCACAUAUGAGGCUCAAAUUGCUUGCAUAUACGCCUAUCGCCCUCCCACCCCACCAAAUACCGUUAUUGAAUUGGGUCUUCGAAAAGCCUUAGCUAUUUAUCGAGAGUGGGCUGGAAGAUUAGGCAAAGACGAACAUGGAAAUUCAGUAAUUCUCCUGAACGAUGAGGGUGUUAGAUUCGUCGAGGCAUCGGCCAGUAACACCCUUGAUCAAGUAAUGCCCUUCAAACCUUCACCAUAUUUGCUCAACCUACACCCUAGCUUGAAUGAUGUGAAAGAAUUGGUGCAAGUCCAAGUAACUAGGUUCACUUGUGGCUCCUUGGUGGUUGGCUUUACCGCGCACCACACAGUGGGAGAUGGCCAUUCCACUAGCAAUUUCUUGGUUGCAUGGGGCCAAGCUUGUCGAGGCCUCAAAAUCAAUCCACUUCCUCUUCAUGACCGUACAAUUUUUACCCCUCGAGAUCCUCCUCUCGUCGAGUAUCAGCAUAAGGGGGUUGAAUACAUGUCUAAGUCAAAAAAAGAGCAGUCAUUCAUUGAGGUUCAUGAUAUAUCAGAAGAUGUGGUUGUACACAAAGUUCAUUUCACAGUUGAGUUUCUCGCAAAGCUUAAAGCCAAGGCUUCUUCCAUGAAUGGCAAUAACAAGCCUUAUAGCACAUUCGAAAGUCUCCUUGCGCAUUUAUGGAGGGCCAUAACCAAAGCUCGUGGACUAAGUGGAUUCGAGACUACCCAAAUAAGAAUUUCUGUCAAUGGCAGAAUGAGGCUGACUCCAAGAGUACCCAAUGAGUACUUUGGGAACCUAGUCCUUUGGGCAUUCCCAACAACAAAAGUGAAGGACCUUCUGCGAGAGCCUCUUCCAUAUGCAACAAAGCUCAUUCAUGAUGCUGUUACAGAGGUAAACAACAACUAUUUUAGAUCCUUCAUUGACUUUGCCAAUACCAAAGCGAAGGAAGAAGACCUUGUCCCCACAGCGGACAUGAACAAGCACAUUCUUUGCCCUAAUAUCGAAGUGGACAGUUGGUUAAGAUUUCCAUUCUAUGACUUAGAUUUUGGGACCGGUUGCCCUUACAUUUUCAUGCCUUCUUAUUUUCCAACAGAAGGCAUGAUGUUUCUUUUACCAUCCUUCAUCGGAGAUGGAAGUAUCGAUGCCUUCGUUCCUCUAUUCGAAGACAAGUUGCCCGCCUUCAAGAAAAUUUGCUAUUCCUUGGACUUGCUUGCAGAUUAAAAACUUCAAAUCUGCUCUUACUUUUAAAAAAUAAUAAUUAGUCGUCUUCAUCAAAAUAAAUAUCAAUUUUGUCACACAAAGGAAUCGUUAAUUUCCUAUGGUUAGCCUUCUAAUUCCCUACUUGUAACAAUUUUUGUAUGCAUACCAGCAUAUGAAUAUUAAUUAAAUACAGAGAUGUAUUAUUUUCACAAUGGCACGUACUGUCAAUGAUCCUUCUUUUUUUGCUGUUCUA
This is a messenger RNA of Lycium ferocissimum, 1640 nucleotides long. RefSeq names its product agmatine coumaroyltransferase-2-like. Gene Ontology annotation, molecular function: acyltransferase activity, transferring groups other than amino-acyl groups. NCBI's taxonomy places the organism in Eukaryota, Viridiplantae, Streptophyta, Magnoliopsida, Solanales, Solanaceae. The record is from RefSeq and is a predicted model, not a curated record. The coding region runs from base 89 to 1408 and encodes 439 amino acids. The transcript has a single exon.